Molecule: messenger RNA, 1478 nt
Organism: Rhodamnia argentea
Lineage: Eukaryota; Viridiplantae; Streptophyta; Magnoliopsida; Myrtales; Myrtaceae
Product: geranylgeranyl transferase type-1 subunit beta
Exons: 11
Coding region: 5-1126 (373 amino acids)
Biological process (GO): protein geranylgeranylation
Cellular component (GO): CAAX-protein geranylgeranyltransferase complex
Molecular function (GO): CAAX-protein geranylgeranyltransferase activity
Source: RefSeq, a predicted model, not a curated record
AGCCAUGGAGGGAGAUCAAGAUCGGGAGCUUCUGUCCGAUUCAGAUCCGCCGUCUCCGUCUCUCUCCCCGCCGCCGCGGCCGCUCUCGCUCGCCUCCUUCGACCGAGAGAAGCACGUGAAGUUCCUCGAGAUGAUGUACCACAUGCUUCCGUUCCACUACCAGUCCCAGGAGAUCAACCACCUCACUCUCGCCUACUUCGUAAUCUCCGGCCUCGACAUUCUCGACGCCCUCGAUCGUGUACACAAAGAUGCGGUUGCUGGCUGGGUUUUAUCUUUUCAAGCUCAUCCGAGGAGUAAAUCUGAUCUAGGCAAUGGACAAUUUUAUGGGUUUCAUGGUUCGAGAAGCUCUCAGUUCCCUUCAAAAGAUAAUGCGAUUUUUAUUCAAAAUGGAAGUCAUUUGGCAAGCACAUACUGUGCCCUGGCCAUACUGAAAAUUGUUGGCUACAAUUUAUCAAACAUCGAUUCUGCAUCCAUGUUAACAUCAAUGAGAAGUCUUCAACAGUCUGAUGGAAGCUUUAUGCCCAUUCAUAUUGGGGCAGAAAGAGAUCUUCGUUUUUUAUAUUGUGCUGCGGCCAUUUGCUUUAUGUUGAAUAACUGGAAUGGCAUGGACAGGGAGAAAGCUAAAGAGUAUAUAUUAAAUUGUCAGUCAUAUGAUGGUGGCUUUGGGUUGACUCCUGGCUCAGAAUCUCAUGGUGGUGCUGCAUAUUGUGCCAUUGCAUCUCUACGAUUAAUGGGAUUCAUUGGAGAUGAUUGUUUGUCUAAUGCCUCUGCACUCAGUUCAAAAGCAAACAUACAGUCGCUACUCGAUUGGAGCUUGCAGAGGCAGGUUGCUGAUGGUGGAAUUCAAGGUAGACCCAAUAAGGCUAGUGAUACAUGUUAUGCCUUCUGGAUUGGAGCAACGAUGGGGACUCUAGGGGCAAACAAAUUUAUUGAUGAGAGAGGAUUGAGAAGCUUUCUGUUGACUUGUCAAUCUGAGUAUGGUGGGUUCGGUAAGUUCCCCAAAGAGCUACCAGAUCUGUAUCACUCUUACUAUGGAUUAGCUGCAUUCAGUAUCCUGGGUGAAGCUGGACUAAAGCCGCUCUGUCUGGAACUUGGACUGACAGAAGGUGCUGCAACGGGUCUCUGAUUGACUUCGUCAUCGGUUAGAAUCACUCUGGCCACACACAAUGGUCAUAACUGGUGCUCCCAGUUGUCUGUAUGGUCAUGCCACCAUUUGUUGACAUUGCUCUCUAGGAAUGUGAGUUUGUUGAACUUUAGCCGUUGUUUUGGUGUCUGAAUAUGAUGUUCUUCGGGGAGAUACUUUAUUUCUUCUUCUGCUGGAAUUAUUAUACAAGAGCAGGUUUAUAGUGGCGAUCUGUUGUGCCGAUUAUCAUCAAUUCCAAAGUUGGCAUGGUCCUCAUGUUCCAAAAAGGAUUCUCUUUGCUGUGCCAAUUCAAUCACGAGGAAAUUCGCAGCAUCGAAGUCGGUGGAGUUUCCGA